GUGAACACAACUCUGACCGGCGUCGGAGGGACUGUAGACUGACCUGAACUUGGAUCGACUUUAUCACGCCAAAAGCACGAUUAUUUAGAGAUGAACUAAAAACCUGGUGUCUCAGUUCACAACUAGAGUGCUAAAACUGAACGACACACUUGAUUCAGUACCACCACUUUCGGCUUCGGCCAUUAUAGGCCUAAUUGACAGGUUCCAACUUACAGCGCGAAGCACGACCGCGAAUGCAUAUACGUAACUAGACUGAUACUCGCGCACGAUGAUGCAAACAAGCUGUUACCUGAAGUCGCUCAAUGUCAGGGCCUGUAAAUCUCAGCAUGUCAUUAAAAAGGUAUUGAAAAUAUUAGGAGCCUCACCAGUGCAAUGUUACAGUACAGUAACCAGCUCAAAUUACAAUGACUUUCUCCAAAGAAGUAUUGUUCCUACACAUCACUUCCAGAAAAGUUUACCAAGGUUGCCAAUUCCUCAGUUAGAGAAGUCAUGUGAAAGGUACCUCAGGGCCCAGGAGCCCCUUCUUAGCCAAGAGGAAUUCAAAACCACCCAGGCCAUUGUAAACCAGUUCAGAGAUGGGGAAGGAAAAGCACUACACGAAGAACUGGUCAUGCUUGAUAAACAAAACAAACAUACAAGCUAUAUAUCAGCUCCAUGGUUUAACAUGUACCUGUGUGAUAGAAGGCCAGUUGCUCUCAACCACAAUCCAUUCAUGGCCUUUAACCCUGACCCAAGACCGGAAUAUAAUGAUCAAUUGACACGUGCAACAAAUAUGGUGGUAUCAUCGUUGCGAUAUUUGAAGACGUAUCGGGCUAAUCUUUUGGAGCCAGAGGUAUAUCAUCUGAAUCCAACAAAAAGUGAUACACAAAGUUUUAGAAAAGUUGUCAGAUGGUUACCAGCUGCCCUUGCAUGGUAUGGGGCAUAUCUGUACAAAGCUUUCCCCCUGGAUAUGAGCCAGUAUGACAGACUUUUCAACUCCACACGCAUUCCAAGGAAGGGUAGAGAUGAACUUGUCUCUGACCCUACAGGCAAGCACCUGCUGGUACUAAGGAAUGGAAACUUCUACAUAUUUGAUGUCUUUGAUGGAGAUGGUAACAUCCUGUCCCCUGAUGUAAUCCAGGCCCACCUGAAGUACAUUUUGUCUGACACUUGUGCCUCACCUGAGUUUCCAGUCGGGGUUAUGACCACAGAGAACAGGGACAAGUGGGCAGCUGUGCGACAACAACUGAUCAAUGCUGGUAAUGAGAUUCCAGUGCAGUUAAUUGACAGUAGCUUGUUUGUGCUCAUCUUGGAAGAUUUAGCCCCACAAGAUCCCAAUGAAGUCACUCGCCUUUUUCUCCAUGGUAAUGGGGCUAACAGGUGGUUUGACAAGUCCUUCAGUUUAAUCCUGAACAAGGAUGGGCGGGCAUGUGUUAACUUUGAGCAUGCUUGGGGUGACGGUGUGGCAGUGCUGAGGUACUUUAACGAGGUUUUUAAGGACACAAUAACCAAUCCGUAUGUGCAUCCAAAUUCACCACCUGCCAGUGUUGACUCGUCUAACAUAGUGCAAAAGCUGGAUUUUAAGCUUGAUCCAUUCCUAAAGACAUCUAUCUUGGAGGCUCAGAGAAAAUUUAAUGAGACUACAUCAAAUCUGGAUCUUGAUCACCUGGAAUUCUUGGACUACACAAAGAAAUUCAUUAAAGAGCAGAAAGUCAGCCCAGAUGCCGUUCUUCAGCUGGCAGUCCAGAUGGCAUUUUUCAAACAAAGAGGAGAGACUGCGGCAACGUACGAGUCCUGCAGUACAGCAGCAUUCAAGCAUGGCCGCACAGAGACUAUUCGUCCUUGUACCAUGGCAACAAAAAAAGCCUGUGAAAUGAUGAUUAAAUCUCCUUCAGAGUUUUCAGCUGAGGAAAUGAAGGAAGCCAUCAUCAAUUGCUCAAAAACCCACUCCCAGCUCACUAAAGAAGCAGCUAUGGGACAAGGGUUUGAUCGCCACUUGUUCUCACUUAAAAAUCUGGCCUCAGCUAAGGGAGGUAACCUGCCUGCCUUAUUCCAAGAUCCAGCCUAUUCGAAAAUCAACCACAUAAUUUUGUCAACCUCCACAUUGAGCAGCCCUGCCGUUGAGAUUGGAGGAUUUGCACCUGUUGUCGCAGAUGGCUAUGGAGUAGGUUAUGCUGUUGAGGAUAACAGAAUUGGCUUCAAUGUGACUGCUUAUAAGGGAGAACGUAACGUCAAGGAUUUUGUGGAAUGUGCUAGGUCCAGCCUGAAAGACAUCCGAAAUGUUUUAGAGGGCAGAAAACCUGAUGAGAAGUCAUGACCUUGGCUACCUCACUAAGUGUAAAAUAUUCAGAUUUAUAUAAAAAUAAAUAUAUACUGAGAUGUUCUGGAGAUUUCUUGAUAACUACAGUACAUGUUGAUCUUGUUGACAAUUCACACUUGUUUGCAGUACACACAAAUAUCUUUGCUCAUUGUGCGAUUCGUCAUUAAUGAUCAUUUAGUGAUCGUUUCGAUGUGCACCAUAUUGAUGUUCUUCAAGUUUGUCUCACAAGGAUAUAUAUUUUUGUUCAAACAUUUUUCUUAAAUUGACCAGAAAAAACAUUGCAUUUAUAAAAUGCAUAUAAAAGCAGUGUUGUUUCAUUGCAUUGAUUAAAAUUACUUGUAUUAUAGUUUGCA
Messenger RNA from Liolophura sinensis, 2652 nucleotides. RefSeq names its product carnitine O-palmitoyltransferase 2, mitochondrial-like. Gene Ontology annotation, cellular component: mitochondrion. Lineage: Eukaryota; Metazoa; Mollusca; Polyplacophora; Chitonida; Chitonidae. Gene Ontology annotation, biological process: fatty acid beta-oxidation. The coding region runs from base 269 to 2296 and encodes 675 amino acids. Gene Ontology annotation, molecular function: carnitine O-palmitoyltransferase activity. The record is from RefSeq and is a predicted model, not a curated record. The transcript is spliced from 15 exons.